GAGUACAUAUUAGUAUAGAUAUACCUACUACAUAUUGCUAGCUAUAUAUGUGUUAAAAUUGUCAUAAUGAAAAAAUAAAUGUAAAAGUUAUUAUUUUUUUCAAGGAAAGCACAUUUAUGUAAUUAAAUUUCUGUGAAAUUCUUAUUAUUCUUGGUUAAUCCAAGUCUUAUUUGCAAUAAACCAACGAGAUGAGACUUAAAUAAAGACACAAGCGUGUUUCUGCUGGCAACGCCGUGCAAUGUUGGAAAGUUAAAGCAUGGCGAAGACUAUAAUAUGAUAAAGCGAUGAUGACCGCUUGCUAUUUGAUGGGUUCUUGAUAUCAGAAUUUUUACCUACCAAGUAUAUUUAAGCUAAGUUUUUUUACCUAACUAACUAGAGUAACCGAUACGGUGACCUUAUUUCAAAUUUGUCUAGCACACUAUGUAUCUCAUGUACCAGUAUACAUAGCCGUAUGCCAACUCUUAUUUACUUAGCUGUUUUUGACGGUCUCGACAACAAAGAUAUGUAUGUAUAUUUGUAGCUUUUGUAAGGUACUUCGUUGUGUCUGCUUGUGUGUUUCUAUAAAGUACCAAAAUUUUGUGAAAUAUAAUGUUAGAAAGAACAGUUAAAAAGCCGAAAGAAGAAUAUAAUAUUUCUGGUGUUACCUCAGAGAGAAAAACGGACUUUAGAUUGUGUCGUCUUAAAUUUGGGUCAUCAAAAUACUGGUAUGAAUAAAUUUGAACCCACAGAUCUGUAAACAUCCCACUUUCUCAAGCUAAGAUCAUAAUAACAUACGUUUUAGAUCUAGAAGUAAAAAAAUCCCGUUCGUACCGAAGCCUCGAACCAUCGCAUGAUCUUCUAAUACGCUGAAAACCAGAACAGAAAUAUAUAUAAUAGAAAACUGCGACGAAAAUUAUUGUUAGUUUCGCAAAGUAAUAUCAAACCGCGGAGUUGUAUCGAAAAUGAAAAACUUUAUGCUACUCCUCUUGUUGACUUGUGUCUUCUUGGCAACCACAAAUGGUGAUGUACAAAAUUCUGAGCAGGAGAAUCGUUUGAAACUUGUAAGUCAACGUAUUAGAUCGCUGCGUGACAGUCUUGGUAUUAAAUUACCAGUAGACUCGAAGAAGCCGAAACCCGUUGCACCGGUGGGUGAUGAAGACGAUGAAGAUCCGUGGGAUUUCGGCGCAUUCUUCGGGGAGUUCAGUAAAAAAGUGGGCGCGGUCGUUAAAAAUGCCGUCGGAGAUUUAAUGGAAUGUGUUGAUAAUGUUUUCAAGUGCUUAAGACCGGGCGAUGACAAGAAAGAUAAGAAAAAGAAAAAUACAGCAGAAGCUGGCGCAGCUGCUGCAAACUCAAAGCCCAAACCGGCAGAGGCGGUCAAACCAGUUGAACCAGUAGCUGAUGGCGAUAAGGGUAGCGUUGUGGCAUCAAAACCAGCUUUGGAAAAGCUAACGGAAGCAUUAGCAAAGCCAGCUGAGCUGGUAGGCGGUGCUGUCAAUGCUGUAAAAGAAGAUAUUGCUCCUGAGAAACCAGCGCCAAUAAUUGUUGAUGAGAAAGUAGAUACCCCAAAAGUGGAUAAAGUGAAACCCAUCGAUGCAAUAGUGGACAAUGCAGUAAAGCCGAAACCAUAAAUUAGUAAAUAAAUUAAAAAACAAGUAUAUAAAAUAUAAAUACUAUA
Messenger RNA from Zeugodacus cucurbitae (melon fly), 1654 nucleotides. RefSeq lists its product as uncharacterized. The coding region runs from base 942 to 1607 and encodes 221 amino acids. The record is from RefSeq and is a predicted model, not a curated record. The transcript has 2 exons. NCBI's taxonomy places the organism in Eukaryota, Metazoa, Arthropoda, Insecta, Diptera, Tephritidae.